Molecule: messenger RNA, 210 nt
Organism: Penicillium cataractarum
Lineage: Eukaryota; Fungi; Ascomycota; Eurotiomycetes; Eurotiales; Aspergillaceae
Exons: 1
Coding region: 1-210 (69 amino acids)
Source: RefSeq, a predicted model, not a curated record
AUGGAGGCCAGCCGUGCCAAGAGAGAGGCUUCAAGUUCACCAAUGGAUCCUCGACGCCAAGCCCGUGGAUGGCUUGCCAAGAACUGCCACUUUGACCACCCACGGUCGCCCGAUGCCAAGAUGGCGUUUGGGAAAAGCCCGAGAUUGCUUUGCUCGAGCACGUUGACGGGGUUGCGCCCGGAGGUUGACAAUCUAAGCGAUAUGAAGUGA